AUGGCGGCCCUUCCUGACAAGAUGAGAGCUCUGAGAUAUGAGGAGCCCAAGAAAUGGUCGAUUGUAACUGUUCCGCUACCACAACUGCGAGACAACGAUGUCCUGAUCAAGGUCAAGGCAUGUGGUCACAUUCACGAUGGUGAAUUCAUUGCCAAGUUUCCCCUGAUCCCUGGGCACGAAACAGUCGGCGUCAUAGCUGCGGUCGGAAAGGAUGUCAAGGGCUUCCAGAUCGGAGAUCGCGUCGCUGCUGACAACAGCGAGCUCUGCAAUGAAUGCUUCUACUGCCGGCGUGGCCAGCUCUUGCUAUGCGAAAAUUUCAACGCCCACGGUGUCACCAUGAACGGCGGCUUCGCCGAGUAUUGCGCCUACCCAGCUCCCAAGGUCUUCAAGAUCCAGAACCUGGAUUGGGUUGAUGCCACUCUGCUUGAGCCUGCCUCCUGCGCAUGUCAUGGUCUGGAGAGAAUUCGCCCCAAGCUAGGCUCCCAUGUUUUGAUGCUAGGUGCUGGUCCAACGGGCCUUAUGCUUGUCCAGCUGUUGAGACAGAAUGGUGCCUUCCAAAUUACCAUUGCGGCCCCUCAAGGGCUGAAAAUGGACCUUGCGAAAAGUCUUGAUAUCGCCGAUUGCUACCUUGAACUCUCCCGCGAGAACCCCGAGGAGCAGCUUGCUCAGCUGAAGACAGGAAACCCCCAUGGGUUUGAUAUCGUCGUUGAGGCCACGGGCUCUGUCAAGAUCUUGGAGGAUGCCAUCAACUACGUCCGCCGCGGCGGUACUCUGGUUGUCUACGGGGUACACCACAACUCCGCAAUGGUCUCUUGGUCGCCCGCCAAGAUCUUGAAUGACGAGAUCACCAUCCUCGGUUCCUUCUCCGAGACCUACAUGUUCCCUGCCACAAUAGACUAUCUUGACUCUGGCAAGAUUAAGACGAAAGGUAUCGUGAAUAAAGUCUUCAGACUCGAGGAGUAUGGCGAGGCGCUUCAAAGUAUCAGGGACAAAAGCGCUAUCAAGGCUACUAUUGUCUUUGAUUGACCAGGGAGUCAUAGCCAUGGACAUAAGGGCCCUCUAUCUUGAUAUUCCAUAUCGAAAAUAAAAC
This is a messenger RNA of Phialemonium atrogriseum, 1090 nucleotides long. RefSeq names its product chaperonin 10-like protein. Bases 1 to 1026 code for a protein of 341 amino acids. The transcript is spliced from 9 exons. The record is from RefSeq and is a predicted model, not a curated record. Lineage: Eukaryota; Fungi; Ascomycota; Sordariomycetes; Cephalothecales; Cephalothecaceae. Gene Ontology annotation, molecular function: oxidoreductase activity; zinc ion binding.